AUGCCCGUAAAAGGAGAAUUGAAUCAAGGGAAAGUUCCCGUAAAGUUGUGGACUGAUAUCGAGACCACAGAAUCGUCUGCUCUCACUCAGCUAUCAAACGUCUCUAAGCUACCUCAUGUGUUCAAACAUGUAGCAGCCAUGCCUGAUGUUCAUACAGGCUACGGAGCUACUGUAGGCACUGUUCUAGCUUCCAAGAACAUGGUUAUUCCUGCUGCUGUAGGUGUAGACAUUGGAUGCGGAAUGAUGGCUAUCAAGACUCCCCUAUCUAAAGAUAAAGUCCAAGAGAAGAUCGAGCUUAUCAGGAUGCGGAUUGAAGAGAUUCCUCUAGGUCCUGACUCUAACGCUAAGAUCACUCGCACAGGCCGAAGACUGGAAGGGUUGGAGAGAAAAGAGCGUAAGAAGAGUCGGGACAAGGAUAUGUUCCGUAAAGCUCUCAAGCAGUUGGGUAGUUUAGGUGGGGGUAAUCACUUCAUCGAGAUAUGUCUUGAUACCGAAGACAACGUGUGGGUCAUGCUUCAUUCUGGCUCCAGAAAUGUAGGCAAGACAUUAGCAGAACGUCACAUGAACAUAGCCAAAGGUAUGAUCAAGCAGAUGGAUGAAGGUAUCCCUGACGCAGAUCUAGCAUAUUUCUUAGAGCAUCAAGAUGAGUUCAAUGCUUACUGGUUCGACCUUAAGUGGGCUCAGGACUACGCGUUUCAAAACCGUAUCGAGAUGAUGGACAGGGUCAUGGCUAUCCUAAGCAAGACGGUAAACGACAAGAAGCCUAUCAAGGAGUUGAUGAAGGUCAACUGCCAUCAUAACUACGUCUCUAACGAGCGCCACUUCAACGAGGAUGUAUAUGUGACACGUAAGGGCGCUGUCGCAGCACAUGGUGGUCAGUACGGCAUCAUCCCUGGAAGUAUGGGCACCAAGUCAUAUAUCGUGAAGGGAAGAGGCAACGAAGACAGCUUCUGUUCUUGCAGCCAUGGAGCUGGUAGGCGCAUGUCGCGUAGCAAAGCUCGUAAGACUUUCACUGUGGAAGAUCUUGAGGCUCAGACUGCCGGAGUAGAGUGCAGGAAGGAUUCUAAGAUUAUAGAUGAGAUCCCUGGAGCAUACAAGGACAUCGAUGUAGUUAUGGAGAACCAAAAAGAUCUAGUCGAGGUUGUAGCUCAGAUCAAGCAGAUCAUGUGUGUGAAGGGAUAA
Molecule: messenger RNA, 1182 nt
Organism: Sycon ciliatum
Lineage: Eukaryota; Metazoa; Porifera; Calcarea; Leucosolenida; Sycettidae
Product: RNA-splicing ligase RtcB-like
Biological process (GO): RNA processing; DNA repair; RNA repair
Molecular function (GO): manganese ion binding; DNA ligase activity; RNA ligase activity
Source: RefSeq, a predicted model, not a curated record